Molecule: messenger RNA, 1977 nt
Organism: Alternaria alternata
Lineage: Eukaryota; Fungi; Ascomycota; Dothideomycetes; Pleosporales; Pleosporaceae
Exons: 7
Coding region: 1-1977 (658 amino acids)
Biological process (GO): translation
Cellular component (GO): ribosome; cytosolic large ribosomal subunit
Molecular function (GO): structural constituent of ribosome
Source: RefSeq, a predicted model, not a curated record
AUGUUCGGUUCCUCGCAGGAUAGAGCCAGACAACUGGCUGGGCGUAAUCGACGAGAGAGGAUCAGCUCGAUCAGCUCAUGUUCCAGCUCUCACUCCAUGAGUCUAUCCAAUCGACCGUCUCAGCGGCGAGAUCCCCCACCCGCAGGAGUAUGCACGGUCGAAUCGACCACAGCUGUCGAUGAGCCUACCGCUUGUGACGACAGUGAUGCUUCCAUCAAACAUAUCGUCAAAAAUGGAGUUCAUGCAGUCAAUGAUGUUCCUAUACUACUUUCUGUACCACAACUGGCGAAUGGUGUAGAGGCUUCGCACUCAGAGCAACAUCGAAUUCGAGCAGAACACCUGAGUCAGGUGCUGCAUCACAACCUUACUCUCGCGAACGUAACCGAUGUAUCGGAAAGUGAGUUCACUUUACGUCGUCACACCCGGUACGGUAGUCUAGGAACGCAUACAGACACUCUGCAACACUUGCGCAGCAUCACGACUCCCGUUCCGCCUACACACCUGGCGAACUCUCCACCUGAGAGUUUGUUGGCGAUAUUGGACAUCAAUGGGGCGACUUCCCUCCACGCCUCCGCUUCUGAUCGUCAACUGAGGUCACAAUCAACUAUGUCGCUUCGGGGUGGUUCAGGCUACGACCGUCAAGGGCGACGGAAACCAAACUGGCAGCUUGCCUUAGAAGAGAUCAUCAGGGACGACAAUGCUUGGCUCCGAAUGAAUCCUGGGCAAAGCUUGCAGAGUCGGUACGAUACGCAGACAUAUAUCAACCUUGGACCACGACCCAUCCCACUGCGUAGAACAAGCCCGGUUUUGAUUUAUAUAAUGCCAACCGCCAACUCAUGCAAUAUAUCAUCAGAGGCUGACCAUUUACACAGUUACUACAGCGGCAACAGCGGCGGCGGUGCGCAAGCUUCAUCCGCAGCAAAGGCAAACCUGACCAAGCUCUUCGAUCGGUACCAAGAGGCUGGCGCACCCGACAAGGAUAUUGUUGGCGUAGAGGGUACCAUGCGGUACUUCGAGGAAACGGGCGUCGAUGCCGAAGGUCUAGAGGCGUUGGCUGCUCUUGAGAUUGUGCAGGCGCCCACUAUGGGCGAAAUGAGCCGCGAUGGCUUCGUCAAGGGUUGGUCAGAACGCAGCUGCGAUACCGUCGACAAGCAGAAGGCGUACCUGAAAAAUGUCAAGAGCGAGCUGCCUGACAACAAAGAGCUCUUUACACGCAUCUACAAAUACACAUUCACCAUUGCCAAACCCACAGAUCAGAGAGCUGUUCCACUCGAGAUGGCCGCCGUAUAUUGGGAGUUGCUCUUCAGCUCACCCCUGUCGGCAGUCAAGUGGUCGAGCCCCAAUACGCCAUGGUUGAGCUGGUGGAUCGAGUUCCUCAACACAUCGUGGAAGAAGAGCGUCAACAAGGACAUGUGGAACGAGACGCUCAAGUUUGCACAGCUCUCACUAGCCGAUGAGUCGAUGAGCUUCUGGAACGAGGAGUCUUCAUGGCCUUCCGUCAUCGACGACUUUGUCGAGUUUGUCAAGAAGGACAAGCGCGGUGGUACGGAUGAGCAGCCGAUGGACGAAGACGAAUUCCAGAUGGUCGCCGCUAAGAAGCAUGUCCCGAUCGUGAAGAAGCACCGCAAGCGGUUCAACCGCCACCAGUCGGACCGCUUCAUGUGCGUUGACCCCUCAUGGCGCAAGCCUAAGGGUAUCGACAACCGCGUCCGCAGGCGGUUCAAGGGCCAGGCUGCUAUGCCCAAGAUCGGAUACGGCUCCAACAGGAAGACCCGCCACAUGAUGCCCUCCGGCCACAAGGCUUUCGUUGUCAACAACGUCGCCGAUGUUGACCUUCUCCUCAUGCACAACGCCACCUUCGCCGCAGAGAUCGCCCACGCUGUAUCAGCACGAAAGCGCAUCGAAAUCAUCGCCAGGGCGAAGCAGAUCGGUGUCAAGGUUACCAACGGCAAGGCCCGCGUUAAGACCGAGUCGUAG